AUGCCGACUUUUCAAGUCCAAUCACAUGUCACUUGCUGCCUUGUGUCAGACAAAACUCUGCUUUUAAAAUGUCAAGGAAUUGAUGGUGUUUAUAUCAGUGCUAUCUAUCUAUCUAUCUAUCUAUCUAUCUAUCUUCUUAAUAUCUAUGUAUGUACGUUUAUAUCUAUCUAUCUAUCUAUCUAUCUAUCUAUCUAUCUAUCUAUCUAUCUAUCUAUCUAUCUAUCCCAGUCUGUUCCUAUCUAUCUAUCUACCCCAGUCUUCUGUUUCUCUCUCUUUUCAACUUUUUCUCUUUAUAUUUUUACUUCUUUCUUUCACUCUCUAUCGAAUACGCAUUCAUUUUAUCCCCCUUUUUCUUUUUCUGUUUCUUUCUUGCUUUUGAUAUUUACGUUCUCUAUGUCUUUCCAGUUUUUCUUUCGUUUGCUCACUUUCUCUUCAUUCUCCCUCUCUCUUAUACACAAACACACACGCAUACACACACACGCUCGCUCUAUCUUUCUGUCGAUUUUAAACUUCCGCUCUCUAUGUUUCUCUUUCGUUCACUAUCUCUUUUACUCUCGCUAUAUCUUUCUCUUUUUCGACAUUUUUAUCUACAUAUCGUUCUUUAUUUUUUUUCCUUCUACGUCUCCACUCGUUCACUAUCUCUCUUACACCCCCUCCUUCUCUCUCUUUCUCGUUUUCCUUCUUCUAUUUUUCUCCUCUUUUUGUUUUCCACUUCCUAUAUUUUUCUUAUUUUCGCUUUUUUUUACGAUUCCUUCCCCCCUGCUCUCUCGCACUCGCUCUCACAAUUCGUUUUCACGUGACGACACAUUUUUUCCAACUCUCUCUCUCUCUCUCUCUUUCUCUCUCUCUCUUUAUCUCUCUCUUUCUCUCUCUCUCUCUUUCUCUCUCUCUCUCUCUCUCUCUCUCUCUCUCUAUCUCUAUCGCGACUGCCCUUGUCUAUAUCAUUCUUCAUGCGUCUCUCCACCGGUUUCUUCGACGACCAAACUUCUCAUUUUCCCCAAACUGCCAAUAGUUAAUUAA
Acanthosepion pharaonis is the source of this 1020-nucleotide messenger RNA. The record is from the annotation of a GenBank genome assembly. NCBI's taxonomy places the organism in Eukaryota, Metazoa, Mollusca, Cephalopoda, Sepiida, Sepiidae.